Messenger RNA from Somion occarium, 2391 nucleotides. Lineage: Eukaryota; Fungi; Basidiomycota; Agaricomycetes; Polyporales; Cerrenaceae. The record is from the annotation of a GenBank genome assembly.
GAUCUCUUCGAAGCUUCGCAUCAAAUAUAUUAUUUCUAUUCGCAUGGCUUUUCUUAUUCUUCCGCCACUAUAUAUACCUAGAUCCAUUCGCAUACCUCUAGGUACGCUCUCAAGCUCACCACCCCUUCUGCGUCUUAAGGCUGAUGCUACGAGAGGUCUUGUGCGCACUCCCUGCGUUGUGUUUGGCGUGGUUCGCAAGGUCGGCAGUGUUGGUAGAUUUUCAAGUCGCCCAGCCUCCGCCAUUACCACAGGAUGCGAAGCAGUGUACUGUGAAGAUCCUUGAGCGUACUUUUGGUUUCUCGUUUGGACUCCCCGAAAUCGUGCAGUUCACACCCCCGACAGAUUGUGGUCCAGUUGGUUCAUGGGCCGGAAUUAGUCUCAACUUCACUGUAACCUCUAACGGAACUCAGUUUGAUCGUCUGGGUAUCUUCACAUUCCAGAACGUCGAAAUUUGGCGAAGUUCGACUCCAGAACCCACUCAAGGGGACGGAAUUAUUUGGACUUACCUCAAAGAUGCGACUCGUUAUAUCCCGCUCUUCGCGAAACCAGGAACAUUCAUCUUGCAGUUGGACAACUUGCUUCAAACUGGAUUAGACGGGCAAUAUGCAACUGUACUACAUGCCACCUUCUUUGCCUCAUCUGCAAGCCAUCCUCCAGCUCCAAAGGCGGACGUCAUCAUUCCGGUGACUACGUUGGCGAAUGAUACAGGGAACGAUGCAUCUGUUCCUCCCAUCUUUUCGCUCAAUGUUACAGUUCCCAGAAAUGCAAUUCAGAUCUUUGCUGAACUCCAGGCUUCCGGAAACGGCAAUGAGGAAUUUUGGUACUUCAACGCUCCAAAUCAGUUCGUGAGCACUAUCCCGACAUUCGGAGAAGGCCCAUUCCGUGAAGUUCGAAUGCUCAUAGACGGUCAAGUCGCUGGAGUAGCAUUUCCUUAUGCCGUAAUCUUCACUGGUGGAAUUGUCCCUACGGCAUGGAGACCUAUCACGUCCUACGGCGCACUCGAUCUACCACAAUAUUUCAUUGACCUCACGCCCUUCGUACCUGUGCUCACUGACGGCAAGCCCCACAACCUCAGUAUCGACGUUGUCUCUGCAGAGGCCGACCACGCGAUCAAUCAGAACUGGUUUGUAUCUGGUAACCUUCAGGUUGUCACUGAUUCUUCGCCCAAUCCAACCACUGGCCAGAUCACAGUACUCGACGCACCCGCAUUUGCGCAGACGACAACGACAGGAAUGGUAGCUGCCAACGGAGAUGUGAAAUUUACUGUUACAGCGAAACGAAAUAUACAUAUAGAGAGCGUGUUCACAAGCGGAAGUGGGAAGACAUCGCAUGUGGUUUGGUCACAGAGUUUGGAGUACUCUAACACUCAAAACUAUAUCAAUAACUCGCCAGUACUGCUUCUCCAGCAGCUUGUCUCGCAAUCCGCAUCUGGAUCUUUCCUGUCUACUGUGAACGGCGUAAGGACACUCGUCGAUCAGUUCAGCUACCCCCUGGACAUCAACAUCACAAAUCUGACUCCCUCUGGUUCAAGCUUCGUCACGGCCAUCGAUCACUCAUACGACCGUGUGUCCGUCCCGAACCCAUUCAUCGUGGGUUCAACCAUCCGAAAUCACCAAGUUUCUGGUGGAUUUUUUACCCUUUCAUCCGAUGGCAACUUUGGGAAUGGCACUAGUCAGAAUACUUUCUCUUACGUCGAUCUUGCAGGCAAUACGUAUGAUCGAGAGGUCAGCUCUGUAAACACAGACAUCACCUCCGAUCAUCAAGGUGGUACCUUGGCUCCCAAAGAAGCAGCACACUUCCCCUCAUUCCAGCAACCAUUCACAGUGUCAAAGGCCAGAUUGCCCGGAGGAAGGCUCGUAGGCAAUUAACAUUACCAUUACAAUGGCCUUUAAUAUGCACAAACCAAGAUAUCUACUAGAUUUUAACUUCUUCGAUGACUGCGUGACGUCUCCUUCCAUUCCUCUAGAAGCACUGUUGAACUGCAAGCUCCACUUCCCGUGUUGAACGGUACUCAGUGCCGUGUUGAGACGGUGCUAACCAAUGUUGCAAACUAUCUGGUGAAGAUGCGAUCUAGGAUGGAACGCUUGAAUGCGUCUCUAGAACAAGCCGAUGGGUCUUCCAGUCUCAGUGUCGAUGUCGACCUCCCAGAAUCCCGGGCGCGUGCCAAGUCCGGGCAUGGUUUGCAUGUCACCGAGGAGAGGGUAGAGGAACCCUGCACCUGCGGACAGACGCACAGCUCGGAUAGGAAUGGUGAAGCCUGCCCGAGAGUAAUGAGCCAAGAGAUUAAACGAAGAAGCUGAGCCACUUACCAGUUGGGACGUUCUUGAGUUUUGGAUCGUGAGAGAACGAAUACUGAGUUUUCGCCAUACAAACUAAAGAGCACUAUAUCAA